This is a messenger RNA of Ascochyta rabiei, 6420 nucleotides long. RefSeq lists its product as uncharacterized. Gene Ontology annotation, molecular function: protein binding. The record is from RefSeq and is a predicted model, not a curated record. Lineage: Eukaryota; Fungi; Ascomycota; Dothideomycetes; Pleosporales; Didymellaceae. The coding region runs from base 1 to 6420 and encodes 2139 amino acids. The transcript is spliced from 4 exons.
AUGAUGUCGCCAAAAGUUUCGUCCGUGAAUGGGUUUGGUGGUCACAAUGGCACAAGUGGUGUGCUUAGCCCACCUAUGUCACCAAAAGGCGCUCUUCGUACCAACGGCCGUCUUGGAUCUUUCACUUCUUCGCGCGCCACGAGUGGGAACUUUGGCGUGAAGUCGUUCGGUAAGCGUGGAGCUUCAGGUGGUGGCUACAAGAUUGGAUUCGUUCAAGAGUCAGCUGUUGCUCUCAGAAAGAAAAGCAUGGCCGAUCUAGGCGCUGGUGUACACCAAAGUAUCUCGGACGUGUCCUAUGUGGAUUUCCUUGAGUGGAUCAGGGCUGAGCGACUUACGACUCUUCCACACAAAGGAAGCCGCUGGGACAAAGUUCUGAUCAGAGCUCUCUACUUUGCGGAACAGCUGCACAAUUUCGACCAGGCGAUCCAGAGUUUUGCUCUCGACAGCCAAGCCGCAGCUGCGGUCGGCUAUGGCCACGCUCGUCUGCUUCUUGAGCUCGGCCAUGAGAAUUCAUCAGCUUUGGAUAAGGCGUUCUCGGUCCUCUACAAGUUUUCCUUGUCAUUUUCGUCGGUUCUGCGGCGUUCCGAGCUGCUCGCAGCUACCGCCGAAAUCCGUGAACAACUAUGUCUCCUCUACACUGACCUUAUCUCUUUGGUCGUUGAUGUUUCAAUCAGAUUCUACAAGACUGCAAAUGGGAUGUCUGCGGGUUCCGCAAGUCUUGACAUCUUCGAGCUCUUUGGUGAGACAAUCGAGGGAUUCCGCACGCGUCAAGAUUCAGUCAUUGAACUGAUCUGGGAAUCCCAGAUUGAGAACGAAGACUUUGAAGAUGGCGAAGCGCUGGAUGUGAAGGUCCUGAGCAGGUGGCUAUCUCCACAGGAUCGCGUUCUGGCAACCCUGAACCGUGACCAUUCUUUCCUUGUGGACCAACAGGUCGAGAUGACUUGCAUCUGGUUCCAAAAAUAUCUCACUAGGUUCCUUCAGAGCGAAAAAAGCUUUUUGUUGGUGACCGGUCAGCCUGGAGCCGGCAAGACUACUCUGGCAGGCUCGAUAGUCGAGCGUCUCCAGCGACCCGUAAAUCGCAAGCAAGUCGACACACUCUUCUGCUCGCUGUCUCCAGACGUCCCCACCACCGCUACUUCUCUUGCAGUCGUCAAGUCAUUGCUUUCGCAGUUGCUCAACCUGCGAGUCGGCAAUAUGGGCAUGUACUAUGCUUUGUUUCGAGCAUACCAACACUGCAGAACAUCCGGUGACCUAAAAACAUACGAAGAACACCUCUGGCAGGCGCUUGAGGAUACAUUAAAGCACCCUAUGGAUGGCGGCAACGAUCUUGUCAUGGUUGUUGAUGGCCUUGACGAGAUUGAGUCCUCUCAAUCAGCUUCGAUACAAGCGGCAGGUGGUAUCAGCUCCGCCGCACUUCUUGACAAGCUUGUCAGUGUUGCCAACCAAGGUCAGAGAGUGCGCCUGAUCACAUUGUCGUCAACUGCAAAAAUGCCUUCCCAGGCGAACGGUAUUCUUCAUGAAGUUUCCCGCGAGGAUGUUCGCGAUGAUCUUCACGCUGUCGCUUUACGAGCACUGGUUCACAACCGCAACUUCCACAGCAAGCCUGGCAAUGAUCAAGAGACCCUCCUUGAUCGCAUCAUUCAGGCAGCCAAUGGCUCAUUCCUGUGGACGAUUCUGGCUUGUGAACUUCUCAAUUCGCAGAAGUCUACCGACGCGAUCACAUCAACUCUACAAAGCCUUGAGACGUCCAAGCCCUCUGUACAGACUCUGGUCCACAAAUUGUUCACUUCUUUCGAACCUACCAACAAUGCAAAGACCCUAUUGUCUUGGAUUCUUGCUGCUGAGCGGCCCCUGACUACUGAGGAGAUCCACACACUCUUCACUGUCGACAUUAAGAGUGGCACUCUUACAGAUAAGGGUGUCGAUGUUCACGAGACACUGCAAGCCCUUAGGCCAUUCCUGUCCUUGAACGAGCACAUCGUUCGUUUCAGGCAUCCAAUCGUUCAUUCUGCUCUUCACGAUCUUGCGCACAAAAACCAGAUAUCGAUCCCUCUCAAGGACAGUGAGACAGAUCUGCUGCUACGAGUGCUUGCAUACGCAAAGUUCACCCUUCGCGACAAGGGCGAACCGACAAUCGACAACGAUGAUCCAACUAUCGCUGACCGUUUAUUCCGCAAGCAUCGCUUCCUUGAGUAUACCGUCAGAUAUUGGGUUCUCCACCUGCAGCAGUCCGCUCUUUUGCCCAAGAACCCGGCUGAUUUCAAGCCCAAUGGAGAUCUGCAGAAGGUGCUACCAGAUACCACCACCUUACCAAUCCUUGAGCAGCUUGUUUGGGGUACGCAACUACCUCUUCCCGAAGCAAUCAACCUGCAUCUCCUUGUCGGCAAUGUGCGACGAGCAGUGUACACAGAGAACCACCCUACUGUCCUCCAGACGUAUCUUGCAGUAGCUACCUCUUACUUGCUUCUCUCUGACACCACACAUGCUUCUUCGUACUUUUUCCAUUGCACAAAGAUCAGCCGCACUGUUCUCAGCGACAUUCAUCCUUUGACAUUAGAAUGUGCGAACCAUUUCCUGAAGAUUUCAGAGUCUAUGGUCACAACCACUCGUACUGAGAUCAUGACUCACCGCGAGCAGAUACUGAUUGUCCUGAUCGAUGCUUACGAGCGUCAGUAUGGCAGUACUUCAGAGCUUGUCGUCCAGACACGUAAGCUCUUAGUUGAGCUGUAUGCUUCCCUCAAAGAGGAAGACAAAGCUAUGGAGAUCUUCCGCCUGAUUCAAGAAGCCACAAUUCAGCACUACGGACGCAACAGUCAUCAAGCACAGGAUAUUGAAGGCCACCUCAAUGUUGUUCUUGGUAAGGGCCGAGGCGAACGCCGUAUCGACAGCUACAAGGAAUCCUUUUUCGAUGACCAGGAUGAUGAGGAUCAGGUCGAGGUCUUCGAUUUUGGCUCUAUCGCCGCCUACAUUCGCAGAGCAGAGUCGUACGCGUCCCGCAAGGAGUUUACACUUGCUGAGCGAACCUACGUCGAACUUUGGCAGCAAGUAUCCUCUCAAUGCCGCACUACACAGUCAAUCGAGUGGCACGAGAAAAACAUUGAGAUUGCGACCGCCUAUUCGCAGUAUCUCAAGACUCAGAAGCGCACCACGGAAGCUGCCGCUGUGCUGACGGUUGUAUGGGAGCAGUAUCAACACCAUCAACUAUCAUACGCAGAGAGUAUUGUAGGCAGACUCACUACUGUGGCAAAAGAAUUGAAGACGAUGGGAUCACACACUAUGGCUUUGUCGAUCUUCAAGCACGCCAGCUCUUUCUACAAGAAUGUCCGUCGGGAGGACUCCAGUGCUUCGCGAGAGAUCAGCAACCAGGUUUCGGAGACUUCCGCAGAACUUGUUCGACAGAGUUUGGCGGCUUCAAGCUCUUCGAGUGAGACGACCACCACGGUGUCCGAAUCAGUUUACAGGGAUGUCUUUUUCUCCAUCAUUCAGUCUUCGAAGACCAUCGAUUCCAGUACAAUUGCUCUUGCGAAGAGACUGUCCGCCAAAUAUGUGGAGGAGCGAAACUUUUCUCAGGCCAUCAGUGUCAUCCAAGCUACGCUGCAGCGAACGUGGUCCUCAUUUCUCUCCUGCUCUAUCCAUGAUGUGACACUCACAUCCACCUUCACUCAAGAUUCCAUCGAGCUUGUCGAACGCCUUGCUGAAUGCUACUUGCAACUGAAACAGAUGGAGAGAGUUGAGGAUACUUACAGUCGCUUUUUCCGCGCUGCACUGGUCACCAAGGAAGUUGACAAGACUGUCUUCGAAAGGUCGCGGACACUGUUGAUCGGCUUCUACGACAAGUAUGGCUACCAGGAUAACGCGAUAAGUGUCUUCCAGGACAUUCUUGUCACCUAUCGUACGAGGUUUAGUCCAACUCACGAGCUUACCAUUCAGACGCUCUACAUCUUGGCUCGCCGAUGUCAACAGUACCCAAGGAACCACCCUUACUGGAUCGAAUACUACCUGCAGAUCAUCUCGAGUCUUAACAAAGACUCGGAGAUCUGCCACAAAGACGCUCUGGAUGCUAUUGUUGUGGUUACAACUACUUAUUGGCAAGAUCGCCGUUAUGCUGAGGCAGUGACUAUUUACCGCACUCUCUGGAACACUUUCAUACGCCAGACAAAGCAACACAAGAUCUUCAGCGAGGAGAAGUUCGUGCAAACUCUCUACGAGCGGUACUCACAGUGCCUUGAAGAGACUAAAGCUAGCUUUGAAUCUCUGUACCAGAUUACCAAGGAGUAUCGCGAGACAGCGAUUGCUACAUUUGGUACUCAAUCCACAAUCGCAAUGGAAGCAACUCUGGCGCUUGCACAGGUGUCGCAACGCAGCGAAGAGCAUGUUUCUCAAGCAAUCUCACUCUACGAGGAGGCUUCCAGGUCAACCAAGACAACCACCUCGACUACCAGGUCGAACGAGAUGAAGCAGGCUUUGUCGUCGCUUUACGUUCGCCAGAUGAAAUCCCAGUCGUCUUCCAACUACAAGGCUGAACACGUUGAGCGCGCUCUUAGUAUGACGCAAGAGCAACUGAAUGAUUCUAUCAGCAAAUAUGGCUACUCGCACGAGUCAUCGCUCACCCACUUUAGGGAGCUUGCGACUCUAUAUCAGCGCCAGCAGAAGACAGAUCUGGCUGUCAAGACUCUCACCAAUGCCGUGUCUCAGAUCAUGUUGAAGGAGACUUCGUCGCAGAAGCAAAUCGAGUCCGCAGCUUCCAUCGCAGCCAGUUUCCAUGCCUGCCAGCAAACCGCCGUUGCUCACAGUCUGGUACAAGAAUUGCACCGCCAGAUCUGCGCGAAGGAUACACGCUACGCUUCUAAAUGGUCCUUUGAUCUCACCAAGACCAGCCGUGCCUCUUUGGCAUUCCUUGCUUCCCUCCAGUACAACCUUCGCAAAGAUCUGAACGUUACCUUUGCUGAGAUCAUGGCCAGCCUCACUAUGGAGUACAUCUACUUCGAGCAGUUUAGACAGACUCUAUUGAACAACGAGUCGCUGACCAACAUCCUGCUGACGGCUGCUCCACUCCGCUUCUUCUUACGCCAAAAUGGCCAGGACGAGAUGAUUACCGUUGUCGAGGACCAAGCAGUUGAUCUUUUUGAGAAGCGUGACGCUCAGGAUCUCCACACACUCAGCAAGGAGACACCCCGCAUCUUCAUCGUUGGGAUUCUGGACCACCUAGGUUCCGGCAGGAACAAGGAUUUCAAUCGAUCAGUUAUCCUGGCUAGUAACGACAGUACCGCGAAGCUGACCAAGGCAAAGAAGUUUCCUGAAGCCUAUGACGUCGCCAACCUUGGCUUCCUGUAUGCCAGCAAGCACGAUGGCUACAAAGGACCAAGGUCCAUUGGCAUGGGUUUCAAGCUUGCAUCAUUGCUUGUUGGUCGUGACAGCGAGAAGGCUACUGAUGCUGGAUUGCGAAAGAAGAUGCUCGAGUUGUCAAACAAGAUUGUCAGAAAGAUCCUUGAUAUCUGCAAGAGUCUGAACAUCAACUUCGCUCAGAUUCAACUCUUCGAGCUCAGUCACUUGUCUGUGCUGUUGGGUGAACAAAACGACUAUGCCACUUUGGAGUGGUUGUUGACCACCCUGUGGAAUACCAGAGAUGCUCAACGCUCCUGGCCUGCAGAGGUCCUCCUCAACCUCGGCCGCCGUCUUAUCUGCGCUCGCUACCUCGCCGGAUCGCCCAUCAAAGCCAUUCGUCUCGCCGAAGACAUUGCCUACAACAUGCGCCGGGCCCACGGCCCCCGCGCACCCGUCACAAUCGAGACAUACGAGCUGCUUGCUCAGUUAUACACAAGCAUGGGACAAUCAUACCAGGCGAAGGCGUCCUCAGAGAAGACAGGCCCGUUAGCGCAAGAAUACUUUAAGAAGGCUAUAGGUGUGCACGAGGAUAUCCUCCGUCUUGUUGUGCACGAUCAUGGCUCUGGUGACGACUCGGAUGAUGAGUUGGACACCACUGCCUACUUGCUUGCCAAGGAGGGCGUCAAUGUUCAAAAGCAGGAGGGUCAGCCCACGGCUGUGCUCGAUGCGGACAACAUUGACAAGUCUGCCAUUGCGCUUCGCCAUUUGCACCUCCUUAAGCUCUCGUACCAGCGUCUCGGCGGCUGGCCUAAGGCGUACGACGAAUACGAGCGACUGAAUGCUCAGAUCUUCCGUACGUUCGGCGCCGAGUCGAAGUGGAAGGGUGUACAGGGCACUGAGAAGUGGAGCGCGAAGGAAUAUGGUCACGGCAAGGCUGAGUCACAAGACGGCUCGUUCAAGAGCAUCGGGGAUUGGGCUCUUGGCAGCGAAAAAGUGAUUAUGCAGGCCCAGAGCAGGCCCCAGCAGAGUGGAUCCAAUGGUCUGCAGGUUGGUAAGUUACGCACCGAGCCCAAGCAGGUUGUUGCGUACGCAUAA